Messenger RNA from Eriocheir sinensis (Chinese mitten crab), 3278 nucleotides. RefSeq names its product alpha-(1,6)-fucosyltransferase-like. Lineage: Eukaryota; Metazoa; Arthropoda; Malacostraca; Decapoda; Varunidae. The record is from RefSeq and is a predicted model, not a curated record. Gene Ontology annotation, molecular function: alpha-(1->6)-fucosyltransferase activity. The transcript is spliced from 10 exons. The coding region runs from base 424 to 1965 and encodes 513 amino acids. Gene Ontology annotation, biological process: protein N-linked glycosylation.
CGUGAUCAGGCCGUGGGUGAAUUACAUGACCAUUCUACUUGGUGAUGUGUACAGAAAUCUGGACUUCCUCGUUUGCAUUGUUUGACUGAGCACAGUUGUGUAGGGAACAAUGAGCUACGUUUACGGACACCUGCCGCCACACCUGCAAUAAAAGUGUACGUACACAAACCAUUGCGUCGCCGGGUGCUGGCUGCUGGGUGGGUCCGUGCGGCGGCGGGGUGCUGCCGGGAGAACAGUGUACGUUGCGUGGCCGUGGGUGGUUGUUGGUCGUCGGGGCAGAGCUUUGGACCCCAGCCGUGUGCGCCGCCUCACCGCCGCCGCUUUGUCGUCACUGCUGAAGUGGCACAAACCAAGACCCUUUUCUUCUGGGUCGCAAGUCAAGUCAAUUGGGUGUCGGAGGGCGGCGCCUGGACCAGCAACGCCAUGAACCUGCCUUCGAAGUACUAUCUAUUCUUCCUCCUGCAGCUGUGGCCGCUCCUGCUGCUCUACGUCAUGACCGCAACGACCAGAAUGCCAUGGACCAGUAUCGGCUCUCCCAAUGUGAAAGACGCAGUAAUUCCGCGGGAGGAACUGGAGGAGGUGCGGCGCCAAGUUGCCUUGGGAUUAAGAGAGACUCGGGACUAUGUUAUUUUCCACCUGGAGAGACUCGUGGACAGACACCCCAGUGAGAGUCUCUCCCGAAUGCUGGCCGAGACCGACGAUCGUUUCAGGGUGACGCAGCUGGACCUGGGCAGCCUAGAGCGUAUCGCGGGCCUGGCGGCGUGGAGGCAGAGCGAGGCAGUGGCUCUUGCUGAGGAGGCGCAGCGACGCCUUGAAAUACUGCAGAACCCGCCAAACUGUAAGGCUGCCAAGAAGCUGGUGUGCACGCUGUACAGGGAUGCUGGCCUCGGCUCUUUGGUGCAGCAGCUCGUCAACUGUUUCAUGGCAGCCUACGAGACGGGACGGACCUUCGUGCUGGCAUCCCGGGGCUGGCGCUACUCCCCGAAGGGUUGGCAGGAAGUCUUCCAGCCGCUCAGCAGAACCUGCGUCGAAACUUCAUCAGAGCUAAUCGGUUUUCCAGGCAGGAAUGGCACUCAAGACGUUCUGUUUCCGGAUCUGGGCGCGCCGCACAUCCCUCACCAGCCCUUGGCGGUGCCUUCUGACAUAGCCAGCCGCCUCGCCAAGUUUCACGAGAAUCCCAGCGUGUGGUGGGUCGGCCAGUUCAUUGCGUACUUGUUCCGUCCGCAACCCAAAUUGAAACGAAUGUACGAGCGUGUCAUCAAGGAACUGAAUUUCACUAAUCCAAUCGUUGGCAUACAUGUUCGGCGGACGGACAAGAAUUUAGAGGCCAGCUAUUACUCCCUGGAGAAGUACAUGAAGCACGCCGAAAACUACUACUUGGACCUCGAAGUGGCGUCUCCCCUGGCGCCGCCCCUGCCGCGGAGAGUGUUUCUGGCCACGGAGGUGCCUGCCCUCGUCGAGGAGGCCAGAAGGAAGUUCCCGAACUACGAAUUUUUGUGGCACAAAAAUACUGCCGAGAAAAAGUUUGAUCGUUUCAACGUCCAGGGCCUGAUGGACAUCAUGACGGACAUGUACCUACUCGCUCAUUCGGACUUUGUCGUCUGCACAUUUUCUUCGAACGUCUGUCGGCUGGUCUACGAGUGGAUGCACGUCUUCCGCCCUGACGCUUCUUUCAGGGUGAAAUCCCUCGACACAAGCUUUUACGUUAUGUUUGGAAGGAGAAGCUACGUCAGUGUCCGCUUCCCGCACCACCCAGACACGCUUGGAGAGGCGGAGGGCUACACUCACGGCGAGGUGGGUCAGAAGCUGAUCGCAGGCUCUCACCGCCAAGACGGCAUCAGACACGUGUUUGUUCUUGACAGUAAUAAACACUACAUCAAGAAGAAUCUUCCCGACUACAAGGUGAAGGACAUCCUGGACGUAGUGAACGUUACUUUUCCAGAGGACAUUCUUCGUCGCCCCUAAUACCGUCCUUUAACUGGUGCCAAAAUAAUAAUAAACUUUGCAUCGAGAAUUUCUUGAUACUCUCCUCAAGAGAGUUUAGUCGUUGGCGGGAGUGAAUACGAAGGAAGAAAGGCUGUUCCAGAGCUUACCAAAGAAAUCAAUGAAAAAAAACCCUGAAGAUUAUGAUUAACUCUUAUCUUAAGUUCAUCGUCACAGAAAUAAGCUUGGAUAGUAGUUACUGUGAAGUGGACCCCGAGAAAACUUGUGUUAAAAAAUGUUACCCACGUUUUAUUAGAUUAUUUAACCUUACUAACGUUUCUACACAAAGUCCAAGCAACAUUCGGGUCAAUUUCCUUAUUUAUGAGUAAACAAUGUGUAAUGGAAUACAAAUCUUAUAUCCUGAUAAAAGUUUGCCACUUCUAGCAAUAACAGGAUACGAAAAGAACUAUUGGCAUUCAUGGAUCAUAAGCUUACUUUUACAAGCAUGCGAAUAGUUCGGGGAGGCGGUAGCUGAGUGGUCAGCGUACAGGCGCAGCGUCCAGGAGGACGCAGGUUAGCGUCCCGCCCGCUGCUUCAAAGAAGAUGGCAAUUUUUCAGUCAUCGCCGAGUGGGCUAAGAGUAUUUUCAUUCUGUCAUGAAGACCGCCUAUCAACCCGAACUCUAGAUUUUCUCUAAAAAGAUGAUCACAGAUGAGCUCCGGUGGCGGGGGGGGGGGGGGGCGGGGGGGGGGUGCAAUGAGCCAAGCAAGAUGGCACGGCUGUAUACACUUGUCUGCGCCAUAACGGGCUGGGUCCUACCACCAAGAAAGUUUGCAGGCACAAAAGGUGAAACGUAAAAUAAAAAGUUACCAUAAUAAUAUGUUCAUGCAAUCAUAUUUUUUUCGUUUUGCAUGUAUAUAUACAUUUCAUAUCCUGGUUUUACUUUUAUUUAAUGUAUUUAUUUAUUUAUAUAUUAUGUCUAUCUUAUAUAUUUUUUUAUACAUGUCUACUGAUCAAUGAAUGAAAAGGCGACCAAAUGUGCAGGAGUUUUUACCUUGUGAUGUUCUCAGAUAUCAUCUACUUCUCUACUUCAAUUGUUAAUCCUUUGUGUAUAGCCAGUAUACGUAUAUUUGUAUACGAGUUAACCAUUGUACACACGUAUGUCAUCAUUCCGUAUAGUUUAUCUUAAUCCCUUCCUACAACUUGACAAGCUGUAGUAUUUCGCGCCGAUCAUCUUUCGUAUGGAGCAAGCUGUUAUUUGUGAUGAUGAAAAAAAAACUAUGUUUAAGAAAAAAGUGUGUGUGUGUGUGUGUGUGUGUGUGUGUGUGUGUGUGUGUGUGUGUGUGUGUGUGUGUG